AUGCUCUACACCUCCCACCACGCUGCCUCCGGCAUGCCCAAACAACACCUGCGCGCCUACCGCUUCUGGCACGUCGAGAGGAAGCCGAUGGACGAGAUGUGCCGCGCGCUGAGCACGAGGGGGCGGGACGACCCGCUGAAGGUGGGCACGGUGGUCUCCUACAUCCUCGGCGCGCUCGCGAAGGACCCCUCGCUGCCGUUCGAUAAGGGGAGACUGGUCGAGCUGGCAGGCAGCGAUGCGGGGUCGUGGGCGAGGUGGAGGGGGUUUGUGGAGGGGAGGUCGGGAGGGGUGUGA
This is a messenger RNA of Schizophyllum commune H4-8, 294 nucleotides long. RefSeq lists its product as uncharacterized. The transcript has 2 exons. The record is from RefSeq and is a predicted model, not a curated record. The coding region runs from base 1 to 294 and encodes 97 amino acids. NCBI's taxonomy places the organism in Eukaryota, Fungi, Basidiomycota, Agaricomycetes, Agaricales, Schizophyllaceae.